AUGACUUCUUCAAAAAUAGAUGAAACUAAAAAUGCUAAUCAGGAUGAUGGCGCUAGUGAAAAUUUACUUCCGAUUAAAACUUCAAUUGAUUCCACAAAGGCAACUAAUGGUAAACUCAAAUCAUUAGAGGAGGCCAUAACAUUUUCCGAGGCUUUAGAAAAGACUGGUUAUGGAAAAUUUAAUUACUUAGUUAUAAUAAUAGCGGGUCUAAUAUUGGCCAAUGUGCUGCUGGAAACAUCGGCUGUGGCUUUCUAUAUGCCCGUGGCACACUGUGACCUGGAGUUGACAAAUUUCCGCAAAGGUCUACUGAGUGCCAUCGGUUAUGUGGGCAUGAUAAUCAGUUCACAUUUGUGGGGAUUUUUGGCGGAUACCAAGGGUCGUAAACGGGUCAUAAAGCCCACUCUAAUAGCGGGUUUUAUCGUUACAGUAAUCUCAAGUUUUGCCAUGGAGUUUUGGACCAUGUUAAUUUUAAGGCUAAUCAAUGGUAUAUUUGUCUCUGGUGCCUCGGCCACUGUAUAUGCCUAUAUCAGUGAAUUCCAUGUUGAUCGUACACGUUCAAAAUCAAUGAUGAUCUCAUCGUUUAUUUUCGCCAUUGGUGCCAUGCUUAUGCCUGUGAUAUCGUUUGCCGUCAUAAAUCGUGAAUGGCGUUUGCCAAUACCGUUCUUGGGUCUGGUCUAUAAGCCAUGGCGUUUAUUUGUAAUUGUUUGCGGCAUUCCUGGUCUGGUGUGUGGCCUGGCAAUGUAUUUCCUACCAGAAAGUCCGAAAUUUCUGUUAUCCAUCAAUAAGGAAGAAGAAACGAAAGAGGUGAUACAACAAAUGUACAGAAUGAAUGGUGGAAAAGAAAAAUUGGUGAUACCACAUUUAAUUUCCGAAGAAGACGCCAAUGCGGGCAUUGAAAGUAGUCAGAAUAAAAAGUCCCAUAAUAUCUUAAGCUUCUUACAAAUGAUGUGGAAUCAAACGGCACCACUAUUCCAAAAGAAAUACUUACGAUCUACGGCAAUCGUGUGUACAACCCAAUUUUGGUUAUAUGUCAUUACCAAUGGCCUGUACAUGUGGUUUCCGUUCAUUAUCAAUGCCAUGGGUGAAUUUAUGAAAAAUAAUCCGGGGGGAAAUGAGCUGCUUUGUAAUAUUGUCUACAAUAAACAUGCGCAUAUGGAUGAUACGGCUGAUAAUUCGACCUUUGUUGCCUGUCCCGACAAGCUGGAGAACACCACCUAUAUGUAUUCUCUGCUAAUGGAAAUCUUAUAUGUCUCAACAUUUGCCGUGAUAACUGUGAUAAUCAACCGCGUUAGCAAAAAAUGUAUAAUGGUCAUUAUGAUACUGUUCUGUACUUCGUGUGGUCUGGUAGCCAUUUGGUUACCCUACACCUCGGUGUCGGCCAUAUUGUAUGUUAUAAUGUUUGUGGUGGGAACAUCCAUAAAUGUGUUGGGUGCCGCCACAGUGGAUUUAUAUCCCACCCAAUUAAGGUGA
Messenger RNA from Musca vetustissima, 1470 nucleotides. RefSeq names its product synaptic vesicle glycoprotein 2B-like. Lineage: Eukaryota; Metazoa; Arthropoda; Insecta; Diptera; Muscidae. The transcript has 6 exons. Gene Ontology annotation, molecular function: transmembrane transporter activity. Gene Ontology annotation, biological process: transmembrane transport. Bases 1 to 1470 code for a protein of 489 amino acids. The record is from RefSeq and is a predicted model, not a curated record.